Lucilia cuprina (Australian sheep blowfly) is the source of this 4186-nucleotide messenger RNA. It is a transcript of the gene Pez, whose product is annotated as tyrosine-protein phosphatase non-receptor type 21. The record is from RefSeq and is a predicted model, not a curated record. Gene Ontology annotation, molecular function: protein tyrosine phosphatase activity. Gene Ontology annotation, cellular component: cytoskeleton. The transcript has 7 exons. The coding region runs from base 233 to 3850 and encodes 1205 amino acids. Gene Ontology annotation, biological process: protein dephosphorylation. Lineage: Eukaryota; Metazoa; Arthropoda; Insecta; Diptera; Calliphoridae.
AAUUGCAUGCGAUAUACGUACAGCCAUACUAUUGGCAUUAUAUUGUCGACAGGCCGAGUAUGAUAGUUAUCAAAGUGAUAAACAAACAAAAGAUUAUUUAAAGAAAUCGUUGGUAUUGCCAAAAAAUUUACAAGGACUCGUCAACGAUGACAAUCUCUUAGACAGUCUAAUACUCGAGGUCUUACAACAACAUUCGGGCAUCCAACAUCUAACCACUACACAGGCUGAGGAAAUGUACAUACAAUGCUGUCAACAACUAGAGGGUUAUGGUGAAGAACGUUUCCAAGCUAAAGAUAAUCUAGGCAAUGAUAUAAAUCUAGGCUUAGCCAUUAAUGGUAUGGUCGUAACGGCCGAGAAUGGUCGUCAAUAUUUUCCCUGGAAAGAUUUUCAUACAGUGACCAUAGAAAAGCGAGCCAUACGUAUAGUACAAAAUAAAGCAGAUGGUUCACAAUUUUUGGGUUCUUUUAUAUUCUCAGAGACUGAUACAGCUAGAUAUUUUUGGAAAUUGUGUAUAACACAACAUAAAUUUUUUAAACGUUAUAUAGAUGAAGAUUCUGCCUCGAGUAUGGGUGAUGUGGAGAGUGCUAAUGGUAUUUCUAUAGGUGGGGCGGAAGCUAUGAAUGCUUCUGCUUUUAGUGGUUAUGAUUUAAGUGAUUCGAGAGAGGAUUUGCUAUUGGAACAUCAUGCUACGUAUGUGCCGGGAUCGGGUACAAUUGGCAGUUCACAUUAUCAGCCCAAUACACAACAACAGUCACAAGAAUUUCUUUCUUCGGCACAAUCUCUGCAUCAUCAGUCUUCUUCACAAUUGCCACCCCAUGGUCUUAUAUCUACGGCGAAUUCUUCAUCAGCCUUAAUGUCUUCCAAUAUUUCAUUGGCAGCUAGUCAUCAGUCGGGUAGUGGACGAGCAGAUAACAAUAAUGUGAAUGGCAGUGCUUUACAUAUGGCUCAUCAUAGUGGAGGUGGAGGAGGGGGACAAAUGGGUCAGAGUUGGUUGAGCAAGGAAUACUCUAAUGACUAUGUGUCAUCUUCACAACAUCUCUCCAAUAGUAUUUUAGAUACACGCCUCCAGAGCAGCUCCUGCCAGGAUUUAAGCAAUAAUAAUCUACACAGCAGUAACAGUUUUCUGGGUCACACUAAUAACAAUCAUAUUUUGGCAGCUGAUGCUCAUGAAAGAGAACGUCUUAAGGCCAUGUUGCCCACUUACCGGCCGGCACCAGAUUAUGAAACUGCUGUGCAACUGAAAUAUAGAACACCGCCCAAUGAAUUGUAUAACUUAAAUCAAUUGCAAUAUCAAGCAGCUGCUUUGGCAGCUCAUAAUUCAGCAGCUGCUUAUUAUGCCGGUUCACAGCCAGAUGUACAUCAAGCUGGAGAUGGUUUGUUAUUGGGUCAUAUGGCUACUCAUCGUUAUCCCGAUGUGGCACAACCUGCUCAGGCUAUGCAUGCUCAGUAUAAUCUAUCUGCGGCCACAGCAGCUGCUUCUGGCUUGGGUUCUACGGCUCAGAAUAAUGUUUAUGUUGAUUUGCCUCAACGCUUGCAAAUGAUUAGAACUAAACCGCCACCUCCGUAUCCGGUUAAUAGAUUAAGUUCUUCUUCUACACCCGAUUUAGCAGUAGCUUCUCAUCGUCCUCUUUUAGGCUAUAGGGCUUAUGUUUCUGGCUCUUCACCGGACUUGGUUUCAAACAGAAAUCUUUUAAAUUCUCAAUAUCCCUAUAGCGGUCAACCAGGUGGAUUAGGUAACCCAGGACAAAUCACCACUUCCUCAGGAGCCACCAUGUUACAUCAAUAUCCCUAUAUGGGUCAUAUGGGCCAUUCGCAAUCCUAUCUACCUCAUGGUACUUUUGAAAACCUCAAUAUGAUCGAGGAACAGCCCUCCAUAAUGUCUCGAUUACGGCAAUCGGUUUUAAGUCAAACAGCAGCAAAUCAUGCCGCCAAUAGCACACAAAGUUAUGAACAAAAUUCUCCCACAUUACCGCCUUCGGGUUAUCGCUCUUCGGCCAAUCUACAAGCAAGCCAAACGGGACUACAACGCAAUGCCAUGAAUGGUUCCAUAGAGCCCAUUUAUGAAAAUGUUCCACUGCCUCAAUAUACUUCAUCCACAUCGGUAACGCCUCAGCGUAACACAGAACAAAGAUCAUCGGGUUCAUCCACUCAUAAUACGGAAAUAAGAAAUCGUACUUCUUCCAUACAAUCGGCUCCAGGAGGUAUGCCUAAUCAACCCCCUGUGCCAGCAGCUAGACAUCAUCAUAUACAGCAUAGGGAUACGGCUGGACCUUCAAUACAACAGCUAGCUCAACAGCAAAUUCAUCAAUAUUUACAGGCUCAAGAUGAACCGGAUGAAAUUUCCAUGAAUAUCAAAAAAUUCAAUCAUCAAACACAACCAGAUAGAGCAGCUAGUAGCGAUUUGCAAUUGCUUGAACCUACGCCACCUCAGCGAACAGUAAGAGCCGCCUCAGCAGCACCAGCGAUAGGACAAACUUCAUCCACUAACGAGCAAACACCCGUAAAAAUGACGCCACCUCCACGGCAACAUAAAAAUAUGAAAAGUUCAUCUUCCGUUUCAGCUGUUGAUGUCAUACAACCCUCCUCCUCCACUUCGAUGUCACCUUCUGUAACCUCUACCAAUGCGGCCCUAAAUUCUACACGCAUUACCUCUUCCACAUCUCAUGAUGAAUCAUUAAGUCAUCAUUUUUCAGCCAUGAAUUUGUCUUCCACUUCAUCGUCCAUGUUCAACAGCACACUGGAUACAACAACACAAAGUUCGAGUACAGCGGGCAAUAAUACAACUUCCAAGGAGAAACGUAAAAAACGCUGGAACUUCUUGGGCAGAAGUAAAACACCAGACAAACAAAAAUCAGCCACAUUGGGACGAGAAAAGGCGGUAAAUACCACAAAACUGCAGAAAAUCAAACUGGCACAAGAUGAUCUAAAUCUGCACCAUAGAUGGUCUACAGGAGUGCCGAAAUUGCAGCCAAUAUCGGGACAAUAUUCCAAAGAUAAAUUAUGUCAAAUACUCACUGAUAAAUUAACCGAUUCUCAGUUGUUUAUGGAGUUUGAGGCCAUACCCAAGCGCCGUGAAAUGGCACGCUACGAUUGCGCUUUAAAAGAAGAAAAUGCUAUGAAAAAUUCUGAUCCAAAUUUUCUACCCUACGAUGAUAAUCGUGUACGUUUGACACCCACCAUGGAAAAUCGUCAUGGUUAUGUUAAUGCCUCUCAUAUAUCGGCAACUGUGGGUAACAAACAACGUUUCUAUAUUGUAGCACAAUCACCACAUGAGGAAUUAACCACACGUAUCUUUUGGCAAUGUGUCUGGGAGGCUGAUGUUUAUUUAAUUGUGCAGUUAUCGGAGGAUUUAAAUUAUAUACCGCCCAAUACAAAUCAACGUAUGGAGUUUGGUCAGUUCCAGGUUUAUCAGGAAUUUUCACAAACUACCGAUCGUUGCAUUACCAGCAAACUGCGUCUUUAUCACAUACAAUCAAGACGUUAUCGUUCUGUUUGGCAUCUAAACUACACCGAUUGGGCUGAACAAAAUUGUCCACGUGAUGUCAAUCACUUUUUAGACUUUUUGGAAGAGCUCAACUCAGUGCGUAUGGCAUCGAUAAAUGAAGUACCGCCUGGGCAUAAUACAAAUCCUCCGGUACUGUUACAUUGUCUAGAAGGUGGUGGUAGAUCGGGUGUAACACUAACAGCUGAUUUACUACUCUAUACCUUAGAUCAUAAUGAGGAUUUGGACAUACCGAGAGUUAUUGGUAAUUUACGUCAUCAAAGAGACAGCAUUAUACCUUCUUUGGCUCAAUAUAAAUUUAUUUAUAGUCUUUUAAUAACAUAUCUAAAAAGAACGAGAUUAAUUUAAUUUCUUUUUUUAUAACAAAAAUUACCUUCAUCGUUCCAUUUGAUUUUAUACAAUUCUCUUUGAGACACACACUCAUACUCGCCCACACAAGCAAUGUCCAUUUGACCAUUAUAGACGUAAUUUUAAUUUGUAAUCCUCAAUUUUAAUUAUUAAACAAGUAUUUUAUGUUUAAUUCCUCCCUACUCUUUAUUUCAAUAUUAAUCCUCGUUGCUAUUAUUUGGCAAUUAAAUUGCUUUAAUUUAGUUUAAUUUAUUCUUAAAAACAAAACAUUAAACGAACAAUUGUAUUUUCUACAUUUAUUUUUAUAUACAGGGUGCUUUAUUUUUCUUUUUUUUU